AUGUAUAAUUUAGUUGAAUUGAGAAACAAAGAGUUUAUCAAUCUGAUUCGAAAUAUCUGGUUUAGUAAUAUACAUCAGAAAGUGCGGGACAACUUUUCUUUAUGUAUAUCGAUUUGGAUCAAUGCUUACCAUGAUGAUUUGUACUUUCAUCAUUUAAUUGAUUUCUGUAAUUCUGUUUAUGCAAGAAAUGGCGUUGCGAUUACUUCUGUACGAAACAACGCCAGUGCUCAAGCUCAAGCUUGGUACCGUCAAUCAUCGCUACCUCAACCACAAUCCCCAUCACAAUUGCCCAGCUACCAAACCACCAAUGCACCCAUUGAUCGUGUCAUGGAUGUAACUCAAACAUCAGCAUCUCGUUACCAAAACAACCCAUAUACCUUUAAUAAUACUAACGAUAAUAUUGAUGAUAGUUGUUCCAUCUUGAACGAUAUUCAAAGACCCAACAGAACAACCUCUAUUGUUAAUCCAUUCCUGUCACCUUCCGAAUUGCACGCCUCUGCAAGCUCUUCGACUUCUAAAAGAAAUACAGCCUACAAUAUGAUAUUGAGAACUUCAAGUUCCGUACCUACAACUGACAAAGGAAAGGCUAGAUUGAACACUGUUGCCGCAAUGUCUAGACACGAUAUGGAUGCGCUCAUUUACGAGGCUGAAACAGCAGCUAAGCUAUUGACAGAUUUGGCUGAGGAUUCAAUCGAUAGCAAUGAUGAUUUAUUAGAGGAUCUGCUCCAGAGUUGUCGUAGUACCCAUUCCCGCAUCAUCAAGCAAGUAUGGUCAUUAGAGGGAGAUCAGUUAUAUCAUGACGCUUUAACUGAUGCUGCAAGAGGCUUGUUCACUGCGAUUACAAAGCACAAGAAGCUUGCCAAUGAAAAGGCAUGA
This is a messenger RNA of Mucor velutinosus, 876 nucleotides long. RefSeq lists its product as uncharacterized. The record is from RefSeq and is a predicted model, not a curated record. The transcript is spliced from 5 exons. The coding region runs from base 1 to 876 and encodes 291 amino acids. NCBI's taxonomy places the organism in Eukaryota, Fungi, Mucoromycota, Mucoromycetes, Mucorales, Mucoraceae.